Serendipita indica DSM 11827 is the source of this 1416-nucleotide messenger RNA. NCBI's taxonomy places the organism in Eukaryota, Fungi, Basidiomycota, Agaricomycetes, Sebacinales, Serendipitaceae. The record is from the annotation of a GenBank genome assembly.
AUGCGUCUUGGGUUUAUGAAACCGAGGCAAGUUCCCAGGAGGUCGGUCGAAGCGCGACGAUUGUAUGCCAAGCUCAAGAACCUCACGGGGUGCUUGGUUGUCUCCUCCGAGAAUGGUUCGCGAUUCCGACUACGGCCCGAUGAUUACUGCCGCAAGAUUCGUCGAUCGCCCCGUCCCAACAAAAGGUUACCACCCAAGCUCAUCAUGAAGCACUUCCACUCGCUUUUGGCCUUUGUCACGGCCGUCUGCACUCUCGUUUCUGCAUCUCCGACCCCCCCUGGGCCCCCUGGCCCUCCAAGCCCUCCAACGCCUCCUGGAUCGUCCAUUACAACCUCCAACCCAUUCACUGGUCAUGACUUCUUCGUGAGCCCCGUAUACAGGAAAGAGGCUGGUGAAGCUGCUGUCACUCUUCUGAAGCAAGGGAAAUUCGACCUUGCAAACCGUGCCAGCUAUGUGGCUGCAAAGAUCGGCACCUUCCUCUGGGUUUCUGAUACCGCCACGGUCCCGAAGAUUGGCGACUGGUUGAAGGAAGCCGCUCUCGUCCAGUCUCUGACCGGAAAAAAGCAAGUCGUUGAAAUUGAGGUCUACAAUCUUCCGGACCGCGACUGCUCUGCCGCUGCCAGUGCUGGAGAACUUAGCUAUGCCAACGAUGGCGAGAAAAAGUACCAAGACUACAUCAAAGCAGUGGCCGCUCAGAUCAAGAAGUUCCCCCAACUCCGCGUUGUCAUCGGUCUAGAAACUGAUUCGAUUGGAAAUCUUGUCACCAAUCUGAGUGUACCGAAAUGCGCCGCUGCUGCUGAUGGUCAGAAACGCUCCCUGGCCUACGCAAUUGCCAAUCUUCAGCUUCCUAACGUCGCAAUUUAUGUUGAUGGUGCUCACGCUGGCUGGCUCGGAUGGCCAUCAAACAUUGGUCCCACCGCGGAUAUCAUCGCAGAAAUCGUGGCGGCGGCCAAGAAGCUCAAUCCAAAGGCGGGUAUUCGUGGUGUUGCUACCAAUGUCAGCAACUACAACGGCUUCGGUAACCAGCCGCAAACGGGCUACGAUGAGCUCGUCUACGUGAAGAACCUCCAACCUUUGUUGGCCGCAAAGGGCAUCGAUGCUCAUUUCAUUGUUGACCAGGGUCGCUCAGGUAACCAAAACAGUACCCGUGUCGGCGGUGACUGGUGCAACAACAAGUACGCUGGCUUUGGCCCUCUUCCGACCACCAACACUGGCGAGGCCAUCGUUGACGCUCUUGUCUGGGUCAAGCCUGGUGGAGAGGCAGACGGUACAUCCGACCCCACUGCUCCUCGCUAUGAUACCACCUGUGGCAACGAAUAUGCCCUUCAGCCCGCCCCAGAAGCAGGAACCUGGUUCCAGGCAUACUUUGAGCAGCUUCUCAGGAACGCAAACCCAAAGAUUCCGCGCCUGAUUUAG